AUGGCGUGAUGUUUUGAAAAUUAUCGUGCUGCUUCUAUCUCAUUGAAAAUCGUCAUAAUGAGCAUCUUUGGAGAUUUCUUCGAACAGCUUCGUAGGCGUUCAGAAUAUCGUGUUCCAAUGGAUAUACCACAAGAUAUUCUGAAUGAUUUAUAUGAUCAUGGUAAUUUGGAUGAAAGUCAGAGGCAGGAAUAUCAUGAAUGUAAUCCCAACAGACAUGGUACUUUUUUUUAUAACCCAAUGGAUUUUAUGUCAGAAUUUGAAGAAAUGUUCAAUAAUUUCUUCAAAGGAUUUCCAGUCAUGGCUUUCCCACUACCUAAUGAAAACGAGAUUCCGUCACUACCGGGAAACGAGGAUACGCACGAGAGUAAUACGACGCUGCAGGAAAAGAUGUUGAAUGACAGGAAUCCUGUGACACGAAACCGCCGUUCUCCUGCACAGCCCCCAUUUUUGGGUGAAGGUUUACGAAGACCGGUCGAAAGGCCGGGUCGUUUUAAUCUUCCAAAGGAGGACAAAAAUCUCGACGAAGACUUGGAGGCGGGGGGCAAGAGUCUUGAUGAUAUUAUUCCUCGCGGGAGUGCCCAACCGGAGCCGCCAAGAACCUUUUUCGGCUCGUUUACUUCAUCAUCAGUUACCCGCAAUAGCAAUGGCGUUGUGGAAAGUAAGAAAACAAUAAGAGAUUCAAGAGGGAACGAGGAGGUCACUAUCACAAGAAGAAGUGGUGAUAAGGAAUAUACAAUAACGCAAAAAACAGACGAACACGGGAAUAAGGAAACGAGAGAGAAUGUUGUUGAAUUCGGCGCAGAAAAGAAACACCUUGAUAUGUUAACGGGCGAUGAUCCACCAGUUACAAAUGGUCCGCCGUCUGUGUACGAGAGAUUACGCAGUUGGCUCAGUGUUUAAAUUUUAAUGUUUAUGAAGAUCAUGCAGUGUAAACUAAAAUAUACUCUGACGUUUAACGUCUAACGAUGUCAAGUGUAAUGCCCAUCCAUGUCCAUACGAAUACACCACGCGGUAAAUGCCAGUAAUGCGUUUGGCUUAGUGUUAUUUAGAAAUAAACAAUACUCAAUAGUCAAUGCUUCAAUUUCUGAGCUUAUAAAAGGUUAUACGUAGAGUGACAAUUAAGAAAAUACAAUAAGAAACAUUUAACACAUCACAAUAAACCUCACCAGCAAUAUCCGUUGCUAUUGAUAAAUAAAAUC
Molecule: messenger RNA, 1199 nt
Organism: Dendronephthya gigantea
Lineage: Eukaryota; Metazoa; Cnidaria; Anthozoa; Malacalcyonacea; Nephtheidae
Exons: 8
Coding region: 58-900 (280 amino acids)
Biological process (GO): negative regulation of apoptotic process; regulation of actin filament polymerization
Cellular component (GO): apical plasma membrane; actin cytoskeleton; clathrin-coated vesicle
Source: RefSeq, a predicted model, not a curated record